Messenger RNA from Glycine soja, 5762 nucleotides. RefSeq names its product sister chromatid cohesion protein PDS5 homolog A-B-like. Gene Ontology annotation, biological process: DNA repair; mitotic sister chromatid cohesion. The record is from RefSeq and is a predicted model, not a curated record. The coding region runs from base 233 to 5239 and encodes 1668 amino acids. NCBI's taxonomy places the organism in Eukaryota, Viridiplantae, Streptophyta, Magnoliopsida, Fabales, Fabaceae. Gene Ontology annotation, cellular component: nucleus; chromatin. The transcript has 33 exons.
UUGGAUUUGGCUUUGCUGUUCGAAAAUCGAACACAACACAAAAACAAGAUAGAGAGAGAGAGAGAGAGAGAGAGAGAGAGAGAGAGAGAGAGUGAGGCAGAGAAACGAAACGAGAGCCCUUGUCUUAUUUUCACUCACUUCUUCACUUUCUUCUUCUUCCUCUGCUCCAUAGCUUCCUCGAAACUCCUUGAAAUUGCACGCGCAACGCUGAAACGACGUCGGUUUGUGCAGCAUGGCGCAGAAGCCUCACUUUCAGCUCGAGGAGCUGGGAUCCAAGCUCCAAUCUAUACCCUCCGAUGACAACGUUCUCUCCGAGCUUCUUAAGCAAGCAGCAGCAUGCCUAACUGACUUGGAUCAAUCACAAUCGGCUUCAACAUUAGAGUCAAUGAAACCCUUUUUUGGUGCAAUUGUUAAGCCAGAAUUGCUGAAGCACCAGGAUAGUGAUAUCAAGCUUCUAGUUGCAACAUGUCUCUGUGAGAUAACUCGAAUCACUGCACCUGAAGCUCCUUACAGUGAUGAUGUUCUAAAGGACAUUUUUCAGUUGAUUGUGGGCACUUUUAGUGGUCUGAGUGAUACAAGUGGUAUAUCCUUUGACCAGAGAGUUGCUAUACUGGAAACUCUUGCAAAAUAUAGAUCAUGUGUUGUAAUGUUGGAUCUUGAAUGUGAUGAUUUGGUGAAUGAAAUGUUCGGUACUUUCUUUGUAGUUGUCAGAGAUGAUCUUCCGAAAAGUGUUCUGUCAUCCAUGCAAACUAUAAUGGCUGUUCUUUUAGAAGAGAGUGAAGAUGUCCAUCAGGAUCUUUUAUCUAUUCUACUGUCUAUGUUAGGUCGUGGCAAAACUAAUGUUACUGGGGCUGCAAGGAAGCUUUCCAUGAAUGUCAUACAGCAAUCCAUGGAAAAACUUGAACCGUGCAUUAAACAAUUUUUGCUAUCAUUAAUGUCUGGAGACAGCAAGACAAUGAACAGUCAAGUUCAAUACCAUGAAGUUAUAUAUGAUCUCUAUUGCUGUGCUCCUCAGACCCUAUCUGGAGUUCUUCCUUAUGUCACAGAAGAGUUAAUGGCUGAUCGGCUGGAGACACGUUUGAAAGCAGUGAACUUGGUUGGUGAUAUAAUUGCUCUUCCUGGAUCCUCCACUUCUGAAGCAUUUCAGCCUACAUUUUCAGAGUUUUUAAAGAGAUUGACUGAUAGAGAUUUUGGGGUUCGCAUGUCUGUCCUUGAGCAUGUAAAGAAUUGUCUGCUGUCAAAUCCUUCAAGGGCCGAAGCUCCUCAAAUAAUCUCUGCCCUUUGUGACCGGCUACUGGAUUUUGAUGAAAACUUUCGAAAGCAAGUUGUGGAUGUUAUCUGUGAUGUGGCAUGUCAUACCCUAAAUGCAGUCCCUCUUGAAACUGUGAAGCUUGUUGCUGAGCGGCUUUGUGACAAAUCUCUACUUGUUAGAAAACAUACCUUGGAGAGAUUGGCCGAGAUUUAUCGAGUUUUUUGUGAGAAUAGUUCCAUUGCAGUUAAUCCCAGUGAAUAUGACUGGAUUCCAAGGAAGAUCAUUAGAUGUUUCUAUGACAAAGAUUUCAGAUCAGAUAUAAUUGAAUCUAUUCUAUGUGGGUCCCUGUUUCCAUCAGAGUUUUCAAUCAAUGAUAUAGUUAAACGUUGGGUUGAGAUUUUCUCUGGGUUUGAUAAAGUGGAGGUCAAGGCUCUUGAAAAGAUACUUGAAAAAAAACAAAGGUUACAGGAAGAGAUGCAAAAGUAUCUAGCUCUGAGGCAGAUUAGUCAGGAAAAAGAUAUUCCUGAGGCCCAAAAAAAGAUCGGGUUCUGUUUCCGUGCAAUGUCCCGUUCAUUUGCUGAUCCAAUAAAGGCUGAAGAGAGUUUCCAGAUUCUUGAUCAAUUGCAAGAUGCUAAUAUCUGGAAAAUUUUGACAGAUCUUGUUGAUCCAAAUACUAGCUUCCAUCAAACUCGUGUAUACGGGGAUGAUUUGCUUAAAAUAUUUGGUGAAAAACAUCAGCUCUAUGAAUUUCUGAAUACCUUCUAUAUGAAGUGUUCCUAUUUGCUUUUCAACAAGGAGCAUGUAAAAGCUAUUCUUUCAGAAAUCAACACACAUAAAUCUGCAGAGAAUGAUCAGCAUACACAAUCUUGUAUGAAUAUAUUGGUGAUAAUUGCUCGUUUCUGUCCAGAUCUUUUUAGUGGCACUGAGGUGGAGCUGGUGAAUUUACUGAAGGAUAAUAAUGAUAUGAUUAAAGAGGGUGUUUUAAAUGUUUUGGCUAGGGCUGGUGGUACCAUUCGUGAACAGCUUGCAGUUACAUCAAGUUCUGUAGACCUUAUGUUGGAGAGACUAUGUUUAGAAGGCAGUCGGAGACAGGCCAAGUAUGCUGUGCAUGCUCUGGCUGCAAUAACAAAGGAUGAUGGCCUCAAGUCCCUUUCUGUUCUGUACAAGAGACUUGUAGAUAUGCUGGAGGAGAAAACACAUCUACCUGCAGUAUUGCAGUCUCUGGGGUGUAUAGCACAGACGGCAAUGCCUAUAUUUGAAACUAGAGAGAGUGAAAUUGAAGAAUUUAUAAUAAACAAGAUUCUGAAAAGUGAUAGUAAAGAAGACCACUCAAGAAUAUCUUGGGAUGAUAAAAGCGAUCUUUGUGUUUUGAAGAUAUAUGGCAUCAAAACCAUAGUGAAAAGCUACUUGCCAAUCAAAGAUGCUCAUGUUCGUCCUGGUAUAGAUGGUCUUUUGGAUAUCCUGAGAAACAUGCUGUCUUAUGGUGAAAUAUCAAAGGACUUACAGUCAAGCUCAGUUGAUAAGGCCCAUUUGAGGCUUGCUUCUGCAAAGGCAGUUCUUCGUUUAUCAAGGCUUUGGGAUCACAAGAUACCUGUCGAUAUUUUCCACUUAACUUUAAGAGCAACAGAGAUUAGCUUCCCUCAAGCUAGGAAGGUUUUCUUAAGAAAAGUUCAUAAAUAUAUAAAAGACAACCUGUUAGAUGCCAAAUAUGCAUGUGCCUUUAUAUUCAACAUAUUUGGAACCAAGGAUUCCAAGUCAGAGGAGUUUGCAGAGGACAAGCAGAACCUGGAUGACAUUAUUCACAUGCAUUACCAAGCAAGGGCUUGGCAGCUUUCUGGACAAUCAGAUGCAAAUUCCUUGACCACUUACCCUGAAUACAUCCUUCCAUACCUGGUUCAUGCCCUUGCUAACAUAUCCUGCCCCAAAAUUGACGAGUGCAAGGAUGUUGGAGCAUAUGAAAAAAUAUACAGGCAAUUACACUUGAUACUAUCAAUGCUAAUGCAAAGAGAUGAAGAUGAUAAGUCAGAAGUAGCUCUUAACAAAGAGAAGGAAAUUAUAUCUACCAUUGCUUCUAUCUUUUGGAGUAUUAAGCAAUCUGAUGAUGUGGUUGAUGCAUCAAAAUCGAAGAAUUCGCAUGCCAUAUGUGACCUUGGUUUAGCAAUCACUAAGCGACUAGUACAGAAAGAUGUUGAUUUGCAAGGAUUGUCUCCUUCAGUUUCUCUACCUCCAAUGCUAUACAAAGCUCGUGAGAAGGAAAUUGACCCCAUGGUAAGCGAAGUGAAAUCCUGGUUGGUUGAUGAAAGUGUCUUGGCUCACUUUAAAUCACUUGAGUUAGAAAUGGUUCCAUCUCAAUUAGCUGAGGAUGAUGCUUUAAAGGGCAGUGAAAGAGACAAAAAUGAAAUGCCCCUGGGAAAAAUAAUAAAGGACAUAAAAUCUCAGGGAACUAAGGGCAAAAAAGUGAAAAGGAAAAAGGCUGUGCCAGCUGAAACAAAAAAGGCCGAAAAUGAUAUUGAUAUCUUAAAUAUGGUCAGAGAAAUUAAUAUAGAUAACUUGGGAUUAUCCACUAAUUAUGAAUCAAGUAACGGUCAUGAAAAUUCCCUGAGUAAGAAGUUGCAAAACGAUCCAGAGUGUGCAACAAUUAAAAAACGAAAAGCAGAAGUAACCCUGGUUCCAGUGCCUAAACGGAAGCGGUCUUCCUUUGCCCAUGGAAAAUCAAGGUCAAGUAGUACUCCACCAAAGGCUCCUCCAAGAGUUUCAGGGGAAGACUCUUCUGGAGUGAAGUUGCCGUCAGGUGCAAAAUUCAACCCUGAUACACAUAGCUCAGCAAUGCAAAGGAAAAAGGUUAAAGACAAUGAGGCCUCAAUAAAAGCAAAAGUUAAGGCCUCCAAGAGCAAUCAUGACGAUGACUCUGACAAAUCUGAAGAGCAUGACAUGAAGAGUCCUGAUAAUACAAAGCCAACUGACAAGUCCAAAAGUAACAAUCUCAAGCCAUCCAUAGGAUCUACUAAAAAGCUGAAAAGAAAAAGUAUUGGAGGAUUGGCUAAGUGUACAACAAAGGAAGGUGAAAGUGAUGCUGAAGAUCUAAUUGGCUGCAGAAUUAAAGUUUGGUGGCCUUUGGAUAAGAAAUUUUAUGAAGGCACUGUUAAGUCUUAUGACUCUUUAAAGAGGAAACAUGUGAUAUUAUAUAAUGAUGGGGAUGUAGAAGUUCUCAAUUUGGAAAAGGAGCGAUGGGAGCUUAGUGACAGCAAACCUACUAAGAAGCUAAAGCUCUCAAAAACUGUCUCUUCCCCUGAAGUGUCUACUGGGAAGAAGCAGAGAAGUUCUAGUGGUUCAGCAAGUAAAAAGACAAAAAAAAUAGUUAAUGGUAAGAAAUCUCCAAGCAACCAUGUAAAACAUGGACAAAAAGGUGCCUCAAAAACUAAUUCCCAUCAUGAGGAUGCCAAAGAGAGUUCUGAGUUAUCAAACCCUGAAGAUAUAUCUAAAGCUGAGAUUAACUCAGGUGGUUCUGAAGCAGAACAGGCUGAAGGGUCUGAUGUAAUUGUAACUAAGCAGAAGAAAUCUAACAAGAAACCAAAAUCAGUUUCACGAGGAAAGAAACUUAAAAAAGAGAAGAGCUUGAGGUAUAAGAAAGAGUCAGAUGAAGAGAAGCGGGAAUCAGACCAAGAGAAGCAGGAUCAUGGUGAGAGGCUUGCUGAAGAGAAUAUCCCACAAGGAGAUCAAAAUGAUGAUGCAGAAAGUAGUUCAAAAGAGACAGAUGGCAAUGAAUCAAGAGGAGCUUUGAGAGAAAAUGGUAAUGAAGAAGAAUCAGGUUCUGGAGGGAAUGAAAAUGACAGUGAUGGGGAAAAAAGUAGUCCUAGAGAAGUGGAAAAAUCACCUAAAGAGUCAGCAAGUCCUGAUGGUGCCAAAAUUGCUGAAGUUUCUGAUGACGAGCUGCUGAGCAAAUGGAGGCGUCCCUCGGGAAAGAAAAGCUCAGGGCAAAAACGGUGAGCAGUUUGACAGUUGUAGCACAAAUCCCUGAAGAUUUCAGUAGCAGUAGUGCUGUGGCAGCAUUUAGUGUGUUUCAGUUGAAGUAUAGGUAUCAGAGUGGAUGAUAACUGCCAUUAUUGGCACUAAUAGAUAUGCUAUGCAUGUCUUGCAGCCACCUUGUAGAUGUAAUAUUAUCAGUUGUCAUCCCCACGUUUAGAAAAAAUUUAAAAAAAAGAGUGCUUUAGGGUUUUCUAGGGUUGUAAUGCUAAAUGACCUUUUAUUAGUGUAGGUGAUAGGUUUAGCAUAUGAUUCAUGAGGAUGUUUUCAUCCUUCCAACACAAUUGAUAUUCCAUUGAAUGGGGCAACAUGUACAGCUAUACGUGGGGAUAAUUGUAUUUGUAACUUAGAUUGUUUGUACUUUUUAGUCUUAGCAUCCGUGAAAAAUAUGACCUAACCGUCCAGCUCCUUCAUGUUGUUUUGUGUUGUACAUGGUUUAUGAACCUGCGGUUUUUGAUUUUAUGAACCGAAAAAAUGAGUUUCGCGA